AUGGCGAGGGAGGCGCUACCGCCUGCCGCGGAGCGCGGUCUCAGCGCGAUGGGGGGCCCGCCGUCGGCGGUGCAGCAGAUGCAGGGCGUGAUCGCGAAGGCCCGAGGCAAGCUCUCUCCCGUGGCCUCCAGGUGGCUUGCGGGUCAGAUCGACCGCGACCUCCGCGACGCUGAGUGCGCGAUCGACGUCGAAGUCUUGCAGGAGGCGCGGCGGCGACAGCUGCAGCAGGCCGUCUCUGCCGCGGCGGCAGGAGCCAUCAUGGCGGCCAGGGCGCUGGCGAAGUGCUUCGACUGGAUCGCGACCCUUCUGCGGUGGUCAAGUUCCUACUGCGACGCGCGCUACGGUCAUUGGCCAUCGGUUCGCAGCGGUCGCAAUUUUGUCUACAACGACAUGAAUCUGCACCAAGUGGCAGUUGCAAUGCUUGCGGAGGCAACGGCGCUCUCCAUCAUCCUCUCGGUUGACGAGCCCUCCUUGCAGGAGGCCAGGGCGGCGUCGUCGGCAGACCCCUUCUGGACGGGGUCUCUCCUUCUCAGGAGGCUGCUGCUUUGCCCAGGCAGGCGCGACGACCGGGUUGGUAUUGCCACUGGCGCCGUCAAGUGCGACGGCAGUUGCGAACGCAAAUAUUACUGGCCAGAGGCGACGGGGGCUGGAAUGGCUAUUGCCGUGCUCGAGCACGGCCAGGCCGUCGUUGGCCACCGCGGCCAAAUCGAGGCGUCUGGCUCCGCAUCUGGGCCAGACUCGAGGACCCCGGCGGCUUGGAACCUGUGCGCCCAAAGCAUGGGGAGGGCCAUGUUGCCGCAGGUGAGCUUCAGCAUGGCAACGACUUGGCAGACACCGUGGCCAACCUCGCUGCUCGCAGUCCCUGUCGCCGCGAACUAUGCCGCCCACGACCUGCUCAGGAAGGCGCGGCAGGUCGCACGCCACGUCGCCAACGUCAACGCGACCUUGGCGGACGGAACGCCGAAAGCCGACAGGCAGGAUGCAUUCGACGGAAUGUGCAAGUGCAGGUGGGCUGGCCGAAAGAAGCUGCGCGAGCAGCAGUCGCACCUCAGGCGCGAUCAGGACCAGAACCACGCCAGCAGCCAGAGCAUCACUAGCAAGCGGCAGCCCGAUUGCGAUGGCACCAUCAAGGUUUGCGUCAAGCGCAACAGCGCCAACGACCGCAACAUGACGGACGCGGAGGAGACCGUCGGCCUUACCAGGACCUUGGUGGAGCGUCUCCUGCCAAGCGUGUUCGAGGAGCUGUGGCUGGCCAAACAGAUCGGCCGCCGCGAUAGCCAGCAGCGAGGUCAGCGGCCCGACCUGUCUUUCCAGCUGGGCUCGACCGCCACUCGCGGGCUCCAGGCCAGCCCUCCGUGGGCACCCGGCAGCGCCUCCAUGGACCCCGCAGCCGCGUUUGCCGCCUUCGCGGAGGGAAAGCAGCGGUUGGACCUGGACGACCUCUCGUGCGCCCUGGUGGCCGUGUUCGGCGUCAAGGUCCGCAAGGCGGAGUUGCGCGGUCUCCUGGAGCGCUUCAGUGCACCGGGCCUGCCCGGGGUGGGCCCGGAGGCUUUUGCCGCGCUGGUGGAGGAGAUGGGUGACCUUGCCAAUCCGCUCUUCGCCUCGCUCGACGAGGCGGGCCGCGGAUCGCUGGACGCCGCCUCCUUCCGCCGCGCGUGCGAGGCCGCCUGCCGCCCGGCCGCGGCGCGCGCGGACGAGAUCUUCUACGAGAUGGACCGCUCCAGGAGCGGGGCGGUCACGCUGGCCGACUUCGAGGCCUACCUCGCCGGCGUCGGGUGA
This is a messenger RNA of Prorocentrum cordatum, 1779 nucleotides long. The record is from the annotation of a GenBank genome assembly. Lineage: Eukaryota; Dinophyceae; Prorocentrales; Prorocentraceae.